Messenger RNA from Blepharisma stoltei, 5966 nucleotides. The record is from the annotation of a GenBank genome assembly. NCBI's taxonomy places the organism in Eukaryota, Ciliophora, Heterotrichea, Heterotrichida, Blepharismidae.
AUGGAGCUUCAGCCUCUUAAUAAUUUAAGCCAAAGCUCUUACACAUAUUUUCCAGCGCUUUCCACAAAAAAGCCAGGAUUUUUUUCAAAGACUUUCUUCACAUGAGUAAAAUCGAUCCUUGAUUUAAGUAAAAAGAAAGAUGUUACCGUAGACGAUACUUACCCUCUCCCAGAUGGAGAAAAAGCAGAGAACGAAGAACUUACCAAGAACUUGAAAAAGCACAAGCUUUUUUGAGCCAUUAUACGUUCCAAUAUAAAACUGAUACUUUUAUCUGUUUUUCUAGGAAAUGUAUGUGCAUUGCUAGAUCUAUCAGCUCCGUUGUUUAUUGAUUGGCUAUACAUUAAAAUGGCGACGGUGAGCCAGCCCUAUUCUCAACACUUGCAGCCGUAGGCUUGAAAGGCCGCGGGACCUUUUGGAAGAGAAAUUGACGCUCGGUAAGUAUAUCAGACUAAGUUACUUGUUUUUUUGGUCGAGCUUAAUAUCGAAUUUUGUCGACCCAGUCUCACUGCAGAUCAAAAGGUUUUGCCUCACUCCCCCCCUUUAAAUUGGAACAAAAAAUUUUGUUACAAUUUAAAGGGGGGUUAAGAUGUUUUUUUAUAAAAAAAAAAAUUUAAUAUAAAAUUAUUUAUAUAAAAAAAAUUUAUAUAAAAAUUUCAAAAAAAAAUUUCAAAAAUUUAUCGAAUUAGAUUAAUAAAUUUGCUUACUCCCCCCCCCCCUCCGUGAGCGAACAAAAAAAUUUUGUUCGCUCACGGAGGGGGUUUAAUUUUUUUUUUUUUUUAAAAAAAAUUUAUAUAUAAAUUUUAUAAAAAAUAUUUUUUUUCGAAAUUUAAAAAAAUCCUAAUUUGCAAAAAUUGGGAAGCAAAUAUUAAUUUAAUUUGCAAAAUUUAUGUUUUAAAACGCAAUUUGGUUAAAAUUAAACAGAAUUAGCUCUAGAUUUCAUUAUACUAAUUAUCACUUAUAUAUCAAAAUUUUUUUUCCAUUAAAAUUUUUUUCUAUUAAAAAAAUUUUUGUUCACUCACGGAGGGUGGGUUUUUGGUCAAAAAAUGGCGAUUUUUCUAAUGGUUUUGUUCGCUCACGGAGGGGGGGGGGGGAGUUAAUAAAAUACUAUUUGCUCUUUAUCCUUUAAAGCAAAGCAAGAUAUAACUAAAUUUUUUAUUAUUAGUUAAUACACCACUAUUAAUUAGUAUCAAAACUAUUUACAUAAAAAUUAUUAUUUUUUAUUGAUAAAAAAUAAUUUAGAAAAUUUAUAGCCCAGGGCGAUCAAAAAUCGCUCCUGGGCUAUAUCGAUCAAAGUGCUAAUUUUGUUAAAAUAAGAUAUUAUUUAUACUAUAUUCUUAUAAAUAAAGCAAGAAAUAAGUAAAUCUUGAAUUUUUGUAAAGAAUUCGCAUUGAAUUUAUAUCAAAAUUAUUUAAAUAAAAAUGCUAUUCUUAUUUAAAAAAAUAAAAAUUUAGCGAUUAAGGAUAAUAAAUUUAUUUAAAGAAGAUGCUAAUUUAUACUAUUUUCUUUAAAAAAAACAAGAUAUAACUAAAUUUUAAAUUUUAGUUAAAGAAUAAACAUUUAACUUAUAUCAAACUUUUUAAAUAAAAAUUAUGAUUUUUUAUCUAUAAAAUUUUUUAUUAUAAAAUUAAAUUUUGUUCCAAUUUAAAGGGGGUUAAUUUACAAAAAAGUGGAAAUUUUACCUAUAUUUUGUUCCAAUUUAAAGGGGGAGGAGUCAGUGGAAAUGGGAUUCAGAUUUUGAAAGGGGUGGCUCACGACACUGUGGGUGACUGCACGAUCCAUCGGACACUUCUCCAGCGCGGUACUGGGCGUUGUAUCCUACACUUUAGAUUUCCAUUUUAGCUGACUACUCGACUAGAAAAUUUGUUAUUCAAAUUUUCGGAGCAACCUCUUUUAACGUCAAAGUGGCGCAACUUAUCCGAUUACAGGUAGCGAGUGCUAGCCCUUGUCUGUAGGAGCAAAGGUUUAAAGGCCGUGUUAGGAUUGGUGGCGGCUAGCCGAGUGGAGCAUUAUGGGUAGUCCUUCUGGAAUUACUGCGGGCUUCUAUUUAAGUUAAUUAAUUUUAACGUUAAUGUUUAUUGAUUGACUCAUUUCUUAUAUUGAGUCUGAUGAGAAGCCUCUUAUGACAGGGAUCUAUAUUUUAUCUAGCUUUUCAAUUGUUAAUAUACUAAAUCAGAUACUAAAAGGAAAAGUGAAAUUUAAUGACAUGCUCAUUGAGAUCAGAGUAAAAAAUUCUUUGUCAAAUGCUAUUUAUAUGAAAGUAUUAAAAGCUUCAAAACCCCCUGAAGGCCUUGGAGUAAACAUUCUUGAGGUGGACGCAGAAAAGAUUUACUCUGUAUUCAUCGACCUUGGGCUCUUCAUCUCAUGCCCAGUUCAAGCUGUUUUAUCGAUUUAUUUAAUCUACCUGCAAGUUGGAUCUGCGAUUUUUGCUGGAUUAGGAGUCAUGCUAAUGUGUCUGGUGCUAACUCCCCUCUACCUUGAGCGAACAAAGCCAUUGGAAAAAUCCCUAUUUUUUUGACCAAAAACCCUUCCGUGAGCUAACCAAAAUUUUUUUAUGAAAAAAAUUUGAUAUAUAAGUGAAUGAAAUUUCUAACUAAUUCUAUUUAAUUUUGGACAAAUAAAUUUUACAAUUUAAAUUUGUUUUCCAAUUUUUUCGAAUUGGGAUUUUUAAAAUUUUUUUUAUUCGCUCACGGAAGGGGAUUAAGCUAUUUUUCCUCUUCAUUGCUUGAGAAAUACCAAACUAAAUUGAUGACAAUAAAAGAUGAAAGGAUAGAAGUAUCUUCUCAAUUCUUAGGAAAUAUCAAAAUUAUCAAAGCCUAUGUAUGAGAAAACUUCUUCAAAAAUCUAAUCCAUGAUAUCAGGAAAAGAGAACUUUCUUCUCUAAAAUCGUAUCAUUUAGCUUAUUCAGCCUCAUCAUAUUUAUUCUGGUCAACUCCAAGCAUAACAGCAGCAUCUGUAUUUAUCUACUACACACAAAUUAUGGGAGAGUCACUAAAUCCAGGAGUCACCUUUGUAACUUUAACGACUUUGAUCAUUCUUCAGGACUCUCUUCAAGUAUUUCCUUAUAUACUAACUAGCUUAAUUUUAUGCUUUGUAAGCAUAAAAAGAGUGCAAAAGUUCCUUGAUGUCAGUGACUUGAGUGAACUUCCUAAAGGCGAUACUGUCGAAAUCAAAAAUUGUUCAUUUGAGUGUGAAGGCAAAACGCUAUUAAAUGACAUUAGCCUAAACUUAAAGAAAAAUGAAUUCAUCGCUAUUGUUGGGCCAGUUGGGAGCGGGAAGUCAUCACUUCUCAAUGCAAUUAUGGGAGAGCUCAAGGUCAAAUCUGGGGAGAUUCGUGUAAGUGACCAAAUUGCGUAUGCGCCUUCUUUGGAAUCUUGGCUCCAAAACGACAGUUUGAGGAAUAAUAUUUUAUUUGGAAAGCCAUAUAAUGAGAGCUGGUACUCAAAAGUCAUAGACGCUUGCUCGCUAGCACAAGAUAUAAAUUCGUUACCUGAUAAAGAUUUAACAGAAAUAGGAGAAAAAGGUAUCAAUUUAAGCGGGGGACAAAAAGCUCGAGUAUGCUUAGCAAGAGCUGUGUAUGCUGAUAAAGAAAUCUAUCUCCUUGAUGAUCCGCUAAGCUCUGUUGACAAUUUUGUAGCCAGCUCAAUAAUGAAUAACUGUUUUCUUAAUCUCCUCUCUAACAAGACACGAAUUCUUGUUACUCACCGCUUGAAUAUCUUAGACAAAGUGGAUCGUAUUAUUGUUUUAGAAGAUGGAAAAAUAAGCCAAAUUUCUGAGCCUGCUUCUUUGAGUAUUCAAGAAUCACUUAUCGAGAAGGAUAAUUCUAAACCCCAAGAAAUUCCCCAUGAACCUAAAAAGCUGAUAGAAGAUGAAGAAAAAGAGUCAGGAAAAGUAAGCAGUAAAGUAUAUAAGGACUACUUUAAAUUCUCAGGCGGAUACACUAUACUAGUUUUAGCUUGUAUAUCCAUAGUUCUCUGAACUGCAACUCGAAUGUCUGGAGACAUAGUCCUGAAAGAAUGAAGCAGCAAUCCUAGUGAUGCAUUCACACUUCUAGUUUUAUAUUUAUGCUUAAGGAUUGGAGGAGACAUUUUAAUACCUUUAAGAGCGAUUUUACUCAAUUAUAUCCUUGGAAUCCGAGCUUCUCAAGCUAUUCAUGACAAAAUGAUAGAAUCUUUCUCAAGGGCACCAGUCAAUUUAUUCUAUGACGUGACACCAAUAGGGAGAAUUUUAAAUAGACUAAGCAAGGACAUGGAUGAGAUUGAUGGGAGUGUGCCUAAUGCUAUUGGUUACAUAAUAGUCCUGCUGGGAGAGACCGGUGCUGUAAUUUUAAUGGCUCUCAUAUAUAUUCCAUAUCUAGUUUUCGCAUUGCCUUUAUUCAUUUACUUUGCGCUAAAGAUAAAAGAUGCGUACUUAGGAGCUUCAAGGGAAUUGACAAGACUGGAGGCAAUCUCAAAGUCUCCAAUUCUCAAUCACUUUUCUGAAACAUUAUCCGGCGCUAAACUCAUUCGAGCCUUUAAACAAACCGAAAAUUUUCACGCUAAAAACUAUAAUUUAUUGAAUAAAAAUUCAAAAAUCUUAUAUUGACUAGGAGCAUGUGAGUGCUGAAUUAACUUAUAUCUUGGACUUCUGAGUUCUGCCUUUAUAUUUAUUUUGCUUUUUGCAAUUAUUAUGCUAACUCCCCCCCCUCCGUGAGUGAACAAAAUAAUUUUUGUUCACUCACGGAGGGGGGUUUAUUUUUUUUUUUUUUAAAAAAAUUUAUAUAUAAAUUUUAUAAAAAAUAUUUUUUUUUUCGAAAUUUAAAAAAAUCCUAAUUCGCAAAAAUUGGAAAGCAAAUAUUAAUUUAAUUUAUAAAAUUUAUGUUUUGAAACGCAAUUUGUUUUAAAAUUAAACAGAAUUAGCACUAGAUUUCAUUAUGCUAAUUAUCACUUAUAUAUCAAUUUUUUUUUCCAUAAAAAAUUUUCUAUUAAAAAAAUUUUUGUUCACUCACGGAGGGGUGGGUUUUUGGGCAAAAAAAUAGCGAUUUUUCUAAUGGUUUUGUUCACUCACGGAGGGGGGGAGUAAGAAACGAUCUAUCUGCUGCAACUGUUGGAUUAUGUCUAGCUUAUGUUGUUCCCUUGCCAAUAGACAUGCAUUAUUUGAUUUUUGAUUGAGCAUAUUUGGAAAAUUCAGUAAUCUCAGUUGAAAGAGCUGAACAGUAUAUGAACAUUCCUGCGGAAAAGCCAAGUCAGUUGCCGACAGAUAAAAAUUUAGUUCGGUGGCCAGAGAAUCCAUCAAUUGAAUUCAGAAACGUUUUCAUGAAAUAUAGACCUGAUACACCAUAUAUUUUAAAAGGAGUAAACUUUAAAAUCGAAGGAUCAAAACGAAUAGGAUUUGUAGGGCGGACUGGAAGUGGAAAGUCUUCUGUAUUUCUUGCCCUUUUAAGAAUUGUUGAAAUCGAUAAAGGAAUAAUUUUUAUUGACGGCGUAGACAUAUCACAUAUAGGGUUAGACAAACUGAGGUCAGCAAUUACACUAGUACCUCAAGAUCCAUUAGUCUUUUCUUCCACUCUAAGAAAGAAUUUAGAUCCGUGUCAACUGAAAUCAGAUGAUGAAAUAAAAAAGGCGUUGGAAGAAGUAAAUCUCUCAAAAUUCUCAAUUGACCACGAUAUCAAAGGUAGUGGGUCAAAUUUAUCAGCUGGAGAAAAACAGCUCAUCAGUAUAGCGAGAGCCAUGCUUGCCAAUACAAAAGUUAUUUUAUUUGACGAAGCAACUGCUGGAGUUGAUCAAGAGAGUGAUCAUGAAAUCCAGAAUUUAAUAAAAGGAAAGAUUUUCGGCUGCACUAUUCUCACUAUCGCCCACAGACUCAUAACAGUUAUGGAAAACGACUUUAUUAUUGUGAUGCAAGAUGGAAUUGCUGCAGAAAUAGGGAACCCUGAGGAGUUGCUGCAAAAAGAUUCACUCUUCAGAAAAAUCAAAGAUCAGAUUCAUUAA